Messenger RNA from Miscanthus lutarioriparius, 489 nucleotides. NCBI's taxonomy places the organism in Eukaryota, Viridiplantae, Streptophyta, Magnoliopsida, Poales, Poaceae. The record is from the annotation of a GenBank genome assembly.
AUGGCGACCGGCAACCUGGCAAGCGUGGUGGUGGCGGUGGACGGCAGCGAGGAGAGCAUGAACGCGCUGCGGUGGGCGCUCGACAACCUCCGGCUGCGCCCCGACGGCGAGCUCGCCGUGCUCCACGUCCAGCCGCCGCCCAACAUCGCCGCGGGGCUCAACCCGGCGCCCAUCCCCUUCGGCGGCCCCAGCGGGGUCGAGGUGCCGGCGUUCACGCAGGCCAUCGAGGCGCACCAGCGGCGCAUCACGCAGGCGAUCCUGGAGCACGCGCUGAAGAUUUGCUCCGAGAAGAAUGUGGAGGUGAAGACUGAGGUGGUGGUCGGGGACCCCAAGGAGAAGAUCUGCGAGGUGGCGGCCAACCGCAAGGCCGAUCUGCUCGUCAUGGGCUGCCGUGCCAUUGGGCCGCUCCAGAGGGUGUUCUUGGGCAGUGUGAGCAACUACUGUAUCAACCAUGUGGGCUGCCCUGUUGUUGUGAUCAAGGGUACUUGA